Puntigrus tetrazona (Sumatra barb) is the source of this 4191-nucleotide messenger RNA. RefSeq names its product NACHT, LRR and PYD domains-containing protein 12-like. Gene Ontology annotation, molecular function: protein binding. The record is from RefSeq and is a predicted model, not a curated record. NCBI's taxonomy places the organism in Eukaryota, Metazoa, Chordata, Actinopteri, Cypriniformes, Cyprinidae.
UGCAUUUCCCUUUUGGCAAGACAGAAGUGAAAGCAGAAGUUGAGUUGUACAUUCAGUGUUCACACUUGACCGUUUUAUUUUUAAAAACUGAUCUUUAUUAUUUGCUGAUCUGGAAAUUUACAUGGACCUAAUGAAGAAACCAAGGACAUAUUGAGAACUUGUCUAAAAACCGAACGUCUUAAUCAAAGCAAAUCUUGAGCUGUGGAGCGCAAAGUCACUUCCUUAUUCAACUGUGAGUUGUUGAAGGAAGAUGGCGUUUGUUAAAGAGCUGCUCGUGGAUUCACUGAAGCAGCUGGUAGACGCUGAACUAAAGGAGUUUCACUGGCGCCUAAUGAAUGCACAUAAGCAUAUAUCCAAGUCUGAAAUGGAGAAGGCAGAUAGAUUCGACACAGUAGAUAAGAUGGUGGUGUGUUUUAGAGCAGAAGAAGCUGUGGAGGUCAUGGCAUCCUGAGAAAGAUGAAACAAAAUGAUCUGGCUGAACGGUUGGUGAAAGAACACAAGCAAGCUAAGACUGAGGGCGACGUGAAUAUAUCUGUUGCUACUGGAGAGCUGAAAAGCUUUUUUGAAACUCACAAAAAAAACAUGAAGAAGAAAGCAGAAUGUAUUUUUGAGGGCAAAAAAGAAAAUGAAGCACAACUCAAGGCUGUUUACACAGAACUGUUCAUCACAGAGGGAGAUAUGGAAGAUGUCAAUCACGAACAUGAGAUUCAACAGAUCGAUGGUGCUUUAAAGCGUAGAAAAACACAGGAAAAACCAAUUAAAUGCAAUGAUAUAUUCACUGAACUUAGGAAAAAUAACAAGAAGAAGAUUGUGCUGACCAAGGGAGUCGCUGGGAUUGGAAAAACAGUCUCUGUGCAAAAAUUUAUCCUGGACUGGGCAGAAGGAACAACCAAUCCGGAUAUACACUGUGUUUUCCUGCUUCCAUUCAGAGAGAUCAACAUUAUUAAAGACCGAGAGGUCAAUCUACAUGAGUUUCUGCUGAAAUUUUAUCCUGAAGUGAAGAACCUAGAGAAAUUAAAGCUAUAUGAGGAAUAUAAGCUUGUAUUUGUAUUUGAUGGACUUGAUGAGAGUCAACUGCCAUUGAACUUUAAAAGUGAAACAUUGAACACAUUUGAGGAAAGAGCAUCUGUAAAUGUGGUCUUUACAAGCCUGGUCAAAGGUGAACUGCUUCCAUCAGCUCUUGUCUGGGUGACAUCACGACCAUCAACAGCCAAUCAGAUCCCUCCUCAGUAUGUAGGUUUGUUCACAGAGGUGCGAGGAUUCACUGACCAACAGAAGGAGGAGUACUUCAGAAAGAGAAUCAAAGAUGAGAGUCUGUCCUCCAGAAUUAUCUCACACAUUAAGACAUCUCGUAGUCUCUACAUCAUGUGCCACAUUCCUGUGUUCUGCUGGAUCACAGCCACAGUACUUCAGGAUAUUCUCUCUGAGAACAAUGAAGAGAACAUCAACACAACACUGACUGAAAUGUACAUUCACUUUCUGCUGAUACAGAUGGACAUGAAGAACCAGAAAUAUGAUGAACAAGAUGAAAGAGAACGUACAGAGCACUUACAAUUAAAUAGAGAGAUGAUUGUGAAGUUAGCCAAGCUAGCAUUUGAACAGCUGAAGAAGGAACAGAUUGUGUUCUAUAAGGACGAUCUGAAAGCAUGUGGUAUUGAUGCGAGCACUGAAAUUGAGUUCACAGGAAUGAUCGCUGAGAUCUGCAAAAGGGAAAACAGACUUCCUGGAGCAAAGAUCUUCUGCUUUGUGCAUCUGAGUGUUCAAGAGUUUCUCGCUGCAGUGCAUGUGUUCCUCUGUUACCUGAACAAGAACAUACGAGAGCUUCAGUUCUUUGAUAAUCCAGACAAAAAUCUCACAUUAGAGAAGUUACUGCAGAAAGCCAUUGAAAAAGCCAUGGAGAGUCAUAGAGGACAUCUGGAUCUGUUCCUGCGAUUUCUGUUGGGCAUUUCACUGAAAUCCAGUCAAAUCCUGCUCAAAGGCCUGAUCACACACACUGAAGACACUACAGAGAGCAUCACAAGAAUAAGUGAAUACAUUAAACAAAAACAAAACGAGUAAAAUAUCUCAGAUGAAGCUUUAGUCAACCUGUUCUACUGCUUACUUGAGCUCAAAGAUCAUUCAUUAUACGAGGAAAUCCAGAGGUAUCUCAGUUCAAAUGAACAUCCAGGAAGAAAACUCUCAUCUUCAAUGUGCACAGUCUUGACUUAUGUAUUGCUGAUAUCAGAGAAGGUGCUGGAUGAGUUCAACCCGAAGAGAUACACAUCAAAACGAGCGGAUAUCAAGAGACUCAUUCCAGCUGUGAGAUGCUGCAGAAAAGCUCUAUUUGAUGGCUGUGGUUUUGAUGACAAAUGCUGUGAAAUUCUGUCUUCGGCUCUUCAAUCAUCAAACUCUUAUGUGAGGAAUCUGGACCUGAGUAACAAUGACCUUCAGGAUUCAGGAGUGAAGCUGCUUUCUGAUGGACUGAAGAGUCCACACUGUCAACUGAACAUACUGAGACUUCCCAUCUGUAAUCUCACUGCACCGUCUUGUGGGAGUUUAUCUUCAGUUUUACAAUCCUCAAACUCUGUUCUGAGAGAGCUGGACCUGAGUAACAAUGACCUGCAGGAUUCAGGAGUGAAGCUUCUUUCUGAUGGACUGAAGAGUCUAAACUCAAAGCUGGAGAUUUUAAGAUUUUCCACAUGUAAUCUCACUGCACAGUCUUGUGGGAGUUUGUCUUCAGUUUUACAAUCCUCAAACACUGUCCUGAGAGAGCUGGACCUGAGUAACAAUGAUCUGCAGGAUUCAGGAGUGAAGCUGCUCUCUGAAGGACUGAAGAGUCCAAACUCAAAGCUGGAGAUUUUAAGAUUUUCCACAUGUAAUCUCACUGCACAGUCUUGUGAGAGUUUGUCUUCAGUUUUACAAUCCUCAAACACUGUCCUGAGAGAGCUGGACCUGAGUAACAAUGAUCUGCAGGAUUCAGGAGUGAAGCUGCUCUCUGAAGGACUGAAGAGUCCAAACUCAAAGCUGGAGAUUUUAAGAUUUUCCAUAUGUAAUCUCACUACACAGUCUUGUGAGAGUUUGUCUUCAGUUUUACAAUCCUCAAACUCUGUCCUGAGAGAACUGGACCUGAGUAGCAAUGACCUGCAGGAUUCAGGAGUGAAGCUGCUUUCUGAAGGACUGAAGAGUUUAAACUCCAAGCUGGAGACAAUGAGGUUGUCUGGCUGCAUGGUGACAGAGGAAGGCUGUAAUUAUUUGUCUUCAGCUCUGACUUCAAACCCCUCACACCUGAAAGAGCUGGAUCUGAGCUACAAUCAUCCUGGAGAUUCGAAGCUGCUCUCUGAAAAACUGGAGGAUCCAAACUGCUCACUGAAUAAACUCAACAUUGAUCAUGGAGGAGAAUCCAGGAUUACAACAGGACUGAAGAAAUAUGAGUGUUUUCUCACACUGGAUCCAAACACAGCACACACUAAACUCAGACUGUCUGAGGACAACAGAAGAGUAACAUUUGUGUUUGAGUCUCAGCCAUAUCCUGAUCAUCCAGACAGAUUUAAAAUGUCUCAGGUGUUGUGUGGAGAGAGUGUGUGUGGACGCUGUUACUGGGAGACUGAGUGGAGUGGGUUUGUGGAUAUAUCGGUGUCAUAUAAGAACAUCAGCAGAAGGAGAGGUGAUGAGUGUGUGUUUGGACGUAAUGAUCAGUCCUGGAGUUUGAUCUGCUCUCGCUACAGUUACUCAUUCAUACACAAUAACAGAGAGACUAAUUUCUCUGUGAAGCCCAUCAUCAUCAGCAGAAGACCAGAAGUGUAUGGUAAUGAUAAUAUCUAUAGAACAGGAGUGUAUUUGGAUGAGAGCGCAGGGAUUCUGUCGUUCUACAGCGUCUCUGACACAAUGAGACUCAUCCACACAGUCCAGACCACAUUCACUCAGACACUCUGUCCUGGGUUUUAUCUUUUUUUUGGAUCAUCAGUGAAACUAUGUUGAUGAAUCAGAAGAGACUGAGCAGAGAUUCUACCCAUAAUGCUUUGAGCAUGAUUGAUGAAGAACAUGUAAUCAAUUUCUGUUAUUUUUGUAUAGAAAUACAAAUACUAAAAAAAAAAAGAUAAAUCGACUUGAUAUCAGAUUUUAAUCAAUGUUUGUAUCAUGAAUAUAACUGAUUUUUGACAAGAAUGAAAUGAGCUUCUGGCUUUAUAAAAUAUUAAAUUAUAAAUUAACCUA